AUGAGCAAACAUUUAGUUAUCUUAGGAGCUACAGGCCAACAAGGCGGGUCUAUUAUUUCUUAUAUUCUUAAUGGCUCUGUUUUAGCUAAGGAGUACAAGCUUCGAGGGGUCUCACGAGAUCCUUCGACCUCACUGGCUCAAGCUCUUAUACAGAAAGGCGUUGAAAUUGUUAAAGCAGAUAUCAAUACACCCGAGUCUUUGAAGAAUGCGUUUAAGGAUGCUCAUACUGUUUUUGGACAAACAAACACGAUCUAUGAUUAUAAUGCAAAAGAAAGGGAGUUCAGCCAAGGUAAGGCCAUUACCGAUGAAGCAGUGGCUGCGGGCGUUCAAUACCUUAUUUGGAGUACUAGUACGAAUGUGACUAAAAUUACAGAUGGUAAGUUAAAAUGUGUGACUCAGUUUGAUGUAAAAGCUGAGAUUGAAGAAUACAUUCGGAGCCUCCCAAUUAGAAGCGCAUUCUAUGCACCGGGAUCAUUCAUGCAAAAUUUCCAUACCCAGAUGAAACCACACCCUAGUGGAGAUGGAACGUAUGUAAUUUCAAAUAUCUUUAAACCUGAAACAAAAAUUCCAUUUAUCGAUAUUGUUGGCGAUACUGGUAAAUUUAUCGCACCUAUCCUUGAAGAACCAGACAAAUAUGAAGAUAAGGUGUUCUAUGCGGCAGUUAAACUUUACUCGCUAGAAGAAGUAACGCGAGCAUUGAGCGCUGUGACUGGAAAGAUAGUAAAUUAUAAGCAAGUUGCAGAGGAGGUUUUUCAUGGGUUCUUACCACCCACAUUUGCUGAUGAAUUAAUUCAAAUGUUCAAAUACUUGAGAGAUUAUGGGUAUUACGGUCCUCUGACCGAGGAAGCUGUGGAAUGGACAUCGAAGCAAGUACAUAGAAAACUUACUACCAUCGAAGAGUAUCUUUCUGUCGAUCCACUUAACCUAAGUUGA
Molecule: messenger RNA, 933 nt
Organism: Debaryomyces hansenii CBS767
Lineage: Eukaryota; Fungi; Ascomycota; Pichiomycetes; Serinales; Debaryomycetaceae
Product: NmrA/HSCARG family protein
Exons: 1
Coding region: 1-933 (310 amino acids)
Source: RefSeq, a predicted model, not a curated record